AUGCCUAAUAUGUCAAAAAUGACAGCUCCUGUAAGACAACUAACCUGUAAUAAUGUAGACUGGACUUGGUCAUCAAUUCUUGAAAAUUCAUUAAAAAGCUUAAAAGAUGCUGUAGUGAAUGCUCCUAUAUUACAGUAUUUUGACACUUAUAAAGAAGUUGUAAUACAGUAUGAUGCUAGUAAAGACCUAAAUUAUAUUUUCUUGGAUGACUGUACAAAAAUAAUCAUUAGCUUAUUUAUAAAUCAGCUAGCUUUCGAUAGCCGCUAUCACAAUCACUACACCUUCGAAAAUAAUUGCGAUAAACUUUCAAAUUAG
This is a messenger RNA of Diatraea saccharalis (sugarcane borer), 315 nucleotides long. Lineage: Eukaryota; Metazoa; Arthropoda; Insecta; Lepidoptera; Crambidae. The record is from the annotation of a GenBank genome assembly.